UCCCGUUUCCCCCCCCCCGGAGAGUGGAAGCAGCCGGAGCUCCACCCACUCUCCCCUAGGGCACGGCAGGAGAAGGUUUUUAGGAAUUGACUCGCGAUCUGAAUGCUGAUCUCGGCGAGACAGAAUAAAUCCAAGCUUCAGUGAACAAUCAGGAGACCAAUUUAGAUAAAAGCGAUUUCUAACUUCAAAAGGCGGGGCCAAGGGUAGCGCCGAAACUGUUUCCGGCCUCCGGCCGCUAGGAGGCGCUGCCUUAUAAAAAUGGCGCAUGUCUUGUGAGUCUGGGAGGGGCAUUACGCCGUGUUUGGCGACGGCGCACUCCUGAUUGCUACCAGUUCCCCACGUGUGUUUAAUGGACAGGGGUAGCGAACACCAUGCCCAAGAUCAAGGAGUCUCGCAAGGCCGGAAGACAGGCAAAGCAUGCCCCGUUGGCGGACCAGAUCUUGGCAGGGGACUCCGUCCAACCCGGAGCCCGGGAGAAACGGAGGAGCCGAGGCCGCGGGACGGAGGAAGAGGAGUACGUGGAGCCCCGGCUGACCCGGCGGAUCCUGCAGCAGGCGCGAGAGCAGCAAGAGGAGCUGGAGGCUGAACAUGGGUCCGGUGACAGGACAGCUCCGAGAAAAUUCACCACGAAGCUGGGCCCAGGAGCCCAAGUUGGUGAAUCAGACGGUGAGGAUGAGGAUGAAGAGUGGCCAACCUUGGAGAAGGCAGCAGAAAUGGUGGGAUCAGGCUUUGACUCGGAGGUAGCUGUCAAUCCUGAAGAUGAGCGUGCCAUUGAGAUGUUCAUGAACAAGAAUCCUCCACUCAGGCGAACACUGGCAGACAUCAUCAUGGAGAAAUUGACAGAGAAGCAAACAGAAGUGGAAACUGUUAUGUCUGAGGUAUCAGGCUGCCCUAUGCCCCAGCUGGACCCUCGGGUUCUUGAAGUGUACAAGGGUGUCAGAGAGGUGUUAUCCAAGUACCGGAGUGGCAAACUUCCAAAAGCAUUUAAAAUUAUUCCCUCUCUCUCCAAUUGGGAGCAGAUCCUCUAUAUCACAGAACCAGAGAGCUGGACUGCAGCUGCCAUGUACCAAGCCACCAGGAUAUUCUCAUCCAAUCUGAAGGAUAGGAUGGCCCAGCGCUUCUACAACUUGGUGCUUCUUCCUCGUGUGAGGGAUGACAUUGCUGAAUACAAACGCCUUAACUUUCACCUCUACAUGGCACUCAAGAAAGCAUUGUUCAAGACUGGGGCAUGGUUCAAAGGGAUCCUCAUACCUCUCUGUGAAUCUGGUACCUGUACCCUUCGUGAGGCUAUCAUUGUGGGCAGCAUCAUCACCAAGUGUUCCAUCCCUGUUCUGCACUCAAGUGCAACUAUGCUGAAAAUUGCAGAGAUGGAAUACAGUGGGGCCAAUAGCAUCUUCCUACGGCUGCUGCUGGACAAGAAGUACGCAUUGCCCUUCAGAGUACUGGAUGCCUUGGUCUUCCACUUCUUGGCCUUCCGGACAGAGCAGCGAAAGUUGCCUGUUCUUUGGCACCAGAGCCUGCUGACCCUGGCUCAGCGCUACAAAGCUGAUCUGACCACAGAACAGAAAGAGGCCCUGCUAGAGCUUCUUCGCCUACAACCCCACCCACAGCUGUCCCCUGAAAUCCGGAGAGAGCUGCUCAGUGCUACUGCCCGUGAUGUAGAAGGACCUUCUAUGAAUAUGGAUUGAGGUUCUUGAGGAUUUGUUUCCCCGGUUUGGUAGAGAAAGAGAUGAUGACACAAGAACUGUUUUAUGAUCUUUUUUCAUGGCUCCUAGGACUGUGCGACUUGGGGGCAUCUACAGGACAAAACUGAAAUGCGUUGAUCUUCCUGAUUAGACUUGAAUUAUGGUGGCCUAAGUGCCUGACAGAACUUCUUCAGGUUCUAUUCUGUUCUAGAACCUGGCAAGUACUGUUACACCCUGACUAGGUUUGUCAUGGAAGAAUAGUUAGCUGAAGCAAGUGUGUGCUAGAUGUGAACACCAAAAAAAGCUGU
Sarcophilus harrisii (Tasmanian devil) is the source of this 1993-nucleotide messenger RNA. It is a transcript of the gene BYSL, whose product is annotated as bystin like. Gene Ontology annotation, biological process: rRNA processing. The record is from RefSeq and is a predicted model, not a curated record. Gene Ontology annotation, molecular function: snoRNA binding. Gene Ontology annotation, cellular component: preribosome, small subunit precursor; cytoplasm; nucleolus. The coding region runs from base 372 to 1688 and encodes 438 amino acids. The transcript is spliced from 7 exons. NCBI's taxonomy places the organism in Eukaryota, Metazoa, Chordata, Mammalia, Dasyuromorphia, Dasyuridae.